UUUAUUGGUAAACAUAUUCAAUAAACACUCGAGCUCGAUCGAAACAUAUAUAGAAGAUUUACUGAGUUUGAGUAGUUGUUACUUGUUAGUAAGAGGGGAAGAAAUGGCUCAGCUUCAAAGGGUAGGAGGGCAAAUAGAGCUAAAGUGUGAAGCUGAAAAGAUGUUUGAAGUUUGGGCUCACAAAAUAUACUUGGUUCAAAAUAUGUGUCCAUCUAAAGUUCAAAAAACUGUGCUCAAUCAUGGGGAGUGGCAUAAGGUUGGUGCUGUCUUGACUGGGAAUUAUGUUAUCAAUAAUAUUGGUGAAUGUGCAUCGAUCAAGACAAGGGUGGACGAGAUAGAUGAAGAGAAGAAAUCAGUGAGGCAUAGUUAUCAUGAAGGAUACAUCAUGGAGAAUUACUACAAAACAUUUAAGUCCAAGAUGCAAGCUAUUCCAAAUAACAACAACAAUGGUUGCAUUGUUAUGUGGAGCUUCGAAUAUGAAAAGAUGAAUCAAGAUGCUCCUGAACCAACCGCGUACGUCGAUUUUAUGCUAGCCAUGGCUAAAGAUAUUGAUUCUUAUCUUUGCAAGGCUUGAUGAAUUAUCAUAUAUAUUAUAUAUUGUCCAAUAUGAUCAUCAUUCAUAUUUCCUGUGUGAGUUAAUUACUUUUUCGCAUAAAUUAAUAAAAGCCAUGGUGUAAUAUAUUAAUUACUAGAUGUGAUUCAGCUGGAUUAGGUAGAUGUUUGUUGGUUGUGAUCUCGUUAAUUUGAGGGUGUCUUAAUCAAGUACGUGCAAGGUUUAUGUAUGUAGUAUACCAAUACCACGUCUUUGUUACUGUGUCAAUGUAUACAUAUAACUAAUUUUUAACCUCGUGCAACGCAAAGAUAUAUCGUGUUUAGAAAUAAAAAUGUAUUUUAUUUUAUUUUAGAAUCUAUUAUCACUGGGCGUAUUUGUCUUUUAAAGUACAA
Molecule: messenger RNA, 945 nt
Organism: Spinacia oleracea (spinach)
Lineage: Eukaryota; Viridiplantae; Streptophyta; Magnoliopsida; Caryophyllales; Amaranthaceae
Product: kirola
Exons: 2
Coding region: 104-574 (156 amino acids)
Biological process (GO): defense response
Source: RefSeq, a predicted model, not a curated record